Molecule: messenger RNA, 3157 nt
Organism: Zootermopsis nevadensis
Lineage: Eukaryota; Metazoa; Arthropoda; Insecta; Blattodea; Termopsidae
Source: RefSeq, a predicted model, not a curated record
AACAGAACCUGCGUGACGUGCAGUUGGGCUCCUGAACGCCUGGCUACCCACCUGACAGCCGCGUAAUGUUGGAUUCCAGUAUCAGGCGAACGGAUAUAACGAGGCGUUGUGAUUUCUUCCUACUUUCUUUGAACCCAAGAUAAGAUACUUCGCUGACGGCUGCUGCAGAGGCAGAAUGAAGGGCGUAGAUCUGCUCGCGCUUCUGCAGAGAAUCCAGGGGAAAUAUCGUCAGAUUUCCGCUGCUCUUGCAGCGAACCUGAUCACUCUUGCCUACGGCGUCGUACCCGGAUGGUUGUCGCCCACACUUCCGCUGCUCCGGUCGACGGAGACCACGCUCGGCGACGUCGUGACACAGGAACAAGAGUCCUGGCUGGCUUCCCUUCCUUUCCUCGCCGCCUUCCUCUUUUCGCCCGCGUACAGUUACAUAAACCAGAGACUGGGACGGAAAGCGGCCGGGUACCUGAGCGCCGCGCCAGCCAUCGUCGGAUAUCUGCUCGUCGUCUUCGGCGACUCAACGACGCACUUGCUCAUUUCAAGAUUCGUUCUGGGCCUGUGCAUUGCCGGCGUCAACGUCUUCGUAACGAUGUACGUGAGCGAGAUAUCUGAGGACAGCGUCCGGGGUGCUCUCGGGAACUUCCGCGGGGUGGCGGCAGGCAUCGGCACCAUCUGCGUGUACGCCGUGGGCUCCCACCUCUCGAUCCAGCACACCGCAGUCGUGUGUGUGUCCUUCCCCAUUCUGUUCUUGUUCGCGUACGCCUGGUGCCCAGAGUCACCCAUGUUCCUGCUGGGAAAAGGGAGGAGGCAGGAAGCGUUCGACGCGUACGUGCGUCUCCGAGGCGACCCCAGUCUCGCCGAAGAAGCGAUGAGGAAGCUGGAGGCAGUUGUACACACAAAUGAAACGCACGACCACAACGGGUCUGUGUUAGGCCUGCUGUCUGUUCGCGGCACCAGGAGGGCACUCCUGAUAGCACUGACGCUUUCAGUGGCUCAGCAGUUCUCUGGCAUGAACGUCAUGUAUGGUUACUGUGCGUCAAUAUUUGAGAUAUCGAGAACUAAUAUCUCGCCACAAACAUCGUCCAUUAUAUUCGGGUUCGUGAAUUUGUCAGGUUCGCUGUUCUCGUGCUUUUCCUCAGAUCUCGCGGGUCGACGACCGAUUCUCAUCUGCACCCAGAUCGUCCAAGGGGUCUGUCUUCUCGGACUGGGCACAUACCUGUACUUGGAUCGAUUCGGUUUCGACGUUUCUGCGCUGGGAGUGAUUCCCAUCGCAUGCGUCUCGCUUUAUAGCUUCUGCGUUAUCGCCGGUCCAGCUGAUUUGCUGUUCGUGGUAAUGGCCGAGACGUUCAGACCCGAAGCCCGAGGUUUAGCCACAAGCGUCACGAACUGCACGCUUUGGAUGCUAGCCUUUCUGUCAACCAAGUUCUUCAACGUUCUAGUCGACCUGCUGGAAGUCUACGGUUGCUUCUGGUUGUUCGCUGCGGUUUCUUAUGCCGGGGCUUUGCUCACUUUCUUUCAGCUGCCAGAGACGAAAAACCGCAGUCUCGAAUCUAUUCUGCGGGAGCUGAACGGGGACCCUCCCGCUGAAGUGGAGAAGCCGCAUUUGGAAGAUUGGCGCUCCGACGAAUUCGCCUCAAAGACAAGGACGUCUGCCGGCUGAUGCCACUCCACUACUCACGUGUUUAAAGAACAGAACCGUCUCGUCUGCAAGGCAUUUUCGGUGUCACACGUGUCUCGAGUCAAAAGAAUUGUUCUAAUUUCCUUAAAAGUAUUUUUGGCGCAAGAAGACAAAAUUUGCCUGCGCAUUACGUUGCCGGUUUCGGCGUCGAAUUUUGCGGUUCUCGAGGGUAAUAAUAAUAAUAAUAAUAAUGUGAUAAACCACUUAUCUGCCCAUAAACCACGGUCAAGCCUCUACAUUCGGGCUCAUUACUCAGAACACUGAGGAAGAUAAUUCGAAAUUAAUUAUGUGCUACGUCACAGAUAAUAAAGCAGGCUGAGAUAUCGUGUGCGUUGAACUGAAAUCGCUGCGGGGAAAAAAACUGGCAACUGCGAUAAAUUUCCGGUUUCGUAUCAACGGGAAAUACUUCGGACAGUUGAAUAUCUACGGCGUGCGGGGGUUAACGAGCCGCCACUGCCACGAAUAUACGAAUCCUUGCAUCGGUCAACGGCUUCGUGGUCUGUAAAUGUCUGAGGUAGAACCAGCUUGACUGCGUUUCUUUGUGCUACGUCGUGGCCAACUCUAAAUUAAAUUUUCGGGUUAGGCGCACAGAUCGGGUCAGUCGAGAAUGACACAAGUUGACCCCGACAUCAGAUAAGCAGGGCGGCACGAUCGAAGGGAAGAAUCGGGUACUCCAGUACCCGGGUGAAGCGACGGGAUUUGGUUCUUACAUCCACAAAACGAGCUUUAAAAUGCUCGGAAUCCGCACAAGAAACCUGCGCUCCAAAGUAAUUACAAGGAAUUUUCUGAACAUCUCACGACUUCCGACUCAUUUGAGUGGAAUUUAUUAAUUAAGUGAAGUGGUGCAUGGGCCACGUCGUGUCUGCUAGUCGACCUGAACAUUGUUCUUCCCCUGUCAUUCGAUUCUGACAAGAACCCGAAACCGGUGCUGUUCACAUGUUCACACACAUUUAAAUCCUGCUGCCUCGACAUUUGAUUUAAGUUAAAAAAAAUUGAUUUCGUACUGAGCAUCCAAACACGCAUUCAAUUAUUGAAUUUCAAACACUGGUCAUGAUGGUCACAUUCAAUAUUCGAUACGUCUGUAACAACAAUCUGAUUAUCAAAUCUAAACCUUCUUGACGAUGGUCAAUUGAAUAAAAAUUUUCUUGGAUAGUAUCCAUCGUCUAAUAAAUAUAAAACGUAAAACGACGUUUCGGAGAUGGGACUCUAUCUCCGUCUUCAGGUUCCUACACAGUUGGCCCCACUAGAUAGAGCUAAUCCCGAUCUAUAUUUAUUAGACGAUGGAUACUAUCCAAGAAAAUUUUUAUUCAAUUGAACAAUCUGAUUCUUUGCCUCUUACAUGUUUCGGCAUCUUUGGGUCAUCUUCAUGCGAAUCAUAUAUUAAGUUAGUUUAUAAUAGGCCAUCUGCUUCAUUUACUAAAUUAAGCAUCAUACUUAUUAGUAUAAACGUUGUACAUGUGUGUAAAAUAUAAAUAUCCAUCCUUA